AUGCGCGAUGGGAGAGACGCACAGCUGAGACACCAAAUUCGCUCCACCUCCGUCGUCGUUUCGAACCACAACCCCGCGCGCGCGCCGUUUCUUUCCGUGCUCCGGCUUCAACUCCGCCAGGCGCAGCAUGACGACUCUUCGGCAGCCUGCUUUUCCUUUUCGACAGCGCGCGGCUACCUGACCUCGUCGCCUCUCCGGGUAUCUGACCGGCAGUGCCACGUUGCCCCUCGACCAGCUCCGAUCAUUCUGCUCGUUCCUGCGUUUGCAUGCGGAACAAGGGUCGAGGAGAGGAUCAAGCCAGCUGCGACCGAGGAGCGUGGCUCGCCUUGUCUAUCCGAGCUAUCCUCGCUUCGUGUUUCUCGCAGCACCAGACAGCGAAGACAAAGAAGGCGGGCAAGCGGCUUUGACCGGACCGAUCUUCGCGGCGGCACGUCGCCGUCCGAGCCUGGUCCGCACACCCAGGGCUCCUUUUGCGCGCCCUGCAAGCCCAACGAUUUCGCGCAUGAAUUCGCGGCCGCGGUCAGAUCGGCGUUGGCCGCGGCCAUGCCUUCUUUUGUCGGGCUUCGGCAGGCCCUGCCGCCGUUGCAGCAGAGUGCAGGGCGGUACCACAAGAAUCUGUCAAGCCGAUCCUGCCGACCGCCGCGGCGAGACAAGCAUGGUCAGCGCCGCGUCGAUGGCAGGCCAGCCUCCAAUCCGCUAGAUGAUUACGGGCGAAACCCGAUCUUCCCACCGGCUAUCGGCAAGCUUAUGAUGCCCGGGACCGAGCUCGACGAGGAUUCCCAGCCCGACUAUGCGAAUCUGCCAAGAUCCUUGGACGAACCGGUCGCCUUGUCAGAGCGCAGUCCAGACCAACAAAAAAGCAGCUAA
Messenger RNA from Moesziomyces antarcticus, 867 nucleotides. RefSeq lists its product as uncharacterized. NCBI's taxonomy places the organism in Eukaryota, Fungi, Basidiomycota, Ustilaginomycetes, Ustilaginales, Ustilaginaceae. The coding region runs from base 1 to 867 and encodes 288 amino acids. The transcript is spliced from 2 exons. The record is from RefSeq and is a predicted model, not a curated record.